Aspergillus costaricaensis CBS 115574 is the source of this 846-nucleotide messenger RNA. RefSeq lists its product as uncharacterized. NCBI's taxonomy places the organism in Eukaryota, Fungi, Ascomycota, Eurotiomycetes, Eurotiales, Aspergillaceae. Bases 1 to 399 code for a protein of 132 amino acids. The transcript is spliced from 2 exons. The record is from RefSeq and is a predicted model, not a curated record.
AUGAAUGCCAUGGAUCAAGGCAAUGCCAGGAAAAGGAGAAGAAGCUCAGUCGACGUUCCAGAAACUGUGGAAACUUUCUUGGUGCGACGGUUCGGGCCCAAGAUCCAGACUCUGCUGCUACGGCUCUAUUACCCUCAUCUAUUCGAAACUCCAUGGGCUGCUACGAUGCCGGCUGUUGGUACCAGUGGGUCCCCCAAUUAUUAUCUGCUUCUCUAUCUUAAGCGACCAGGUCGACAAUACCAGCUGCAUUGCGAUGCAUGGUUGAGUCGUGAAAAUCACUUUUUUGACAGGGCCCACGCCGCCCUGCAAUCAAGUCAUCCAUCCUCCACUCACCCAGGGGCCAAAACUGCGAGUCAUAUGGGCGAUCAGGUUGUUACAUGGGGGCAGACUGUAUGGUAGGUUCGGGAACAACAAGAAAAAAAAAAAAAAGAAAAAAAUUUUUUCCCUUUCCCCUUCGCUCUUUUGCCCCCUCCCUUUUCCCCAUUCCGGAUCACCAUCGAACAGCCAGGCGGGAAACACAAGUGUCCACUGUUGGGCAUUCGAAGAACCAAUGGCCCGUUGGGAGUCCAUCAACAUCACAGGGAGCAAAAUAAUUCAUGCCAAGGCCAGCAGCCGGUGAUGCCCAGGAUAGCAAGCGAAGGCAGGCCCUUGUGGUACACUCAAAUUACGAAUGCUGAGAUAGAUGAUGGUGAGUCCCGGCGUUUAUGAUUUGUUUACUAGUAUCCAUCAUCGCCACCAUUGUCACCAGCACCACAAGGUAGUAAUCAUUGACCAUACACAGUCGGGUAUCUAGACAAGUCUGGUUCCAAUUCGAGGGCUGCAUCAGAACAAUAUACACACGGGCUC